GGCGCUGACCAUGCCCAGCGGCUGCCGCUGCCUGCAUCUCGUGUGCCUGUUGUGCAUUCUGGGGGCUCCCGGUCAGCCUGUCCGAGGGUUGAGUCCGCUCAGUUACUGGAACCCCAAUCCUCUCCUGAGUCCCGCAUCCCAGCGAGCUGUGCCCUGACUCAGACUCACCCCUCCCACAUCAAUCUCUUGCAGCCGAUGACUGCAGCUCCCACUGUGACCUGGCCCACGGCUGCUGUGCACCUGACGGCUCCUGCAGGUACCUGUCCUGAGCACGUGCCCCCAAACCCUUUGGUACCCAUUUCUAAGCCCUUCACGUGCACAACAGUGUCUAGGGGCUUCAGACUCUACUCUUCAUGCCUCAUCACUCCUAUGGCUGACUGGCCAGUCCCCCUUUCCCCUUUACCUCACCUCUCUUGCUUCUUCUAGUUUUUAUCUCCCCACUUCUUUAAUCUCCCAAGUCUGAUCCAGGGAUUGUCUGAACUCCUGACAGGGAGAGAGACCUAAAGCUUGAGAGAGCUUGGGGAUUGGGUGCCAUGAGGAAAUGGAAAGAUAAAGGAAAAAGGGAAAGAGAAAUGGUUUAGCCUGGAAAAGAAAUGCUGCAGGGAGAGUUGCUGGGGAGAAACACUUACAAUGAAAGAGGAUCUUUCUUGAUGAGUUUGAGUAGUUGACUCACUGGGAGAUUGGGCAAAUUCUGUAGCAGGAGGAAAGUGGACAUAAGGAAAUGAGUUGAUGAGGCAGGUAGUUCAAUUGGCUGGGGGUCUUUGAGACUCUUCACCCCUGGAGGGCUUUUAAAAUAUGGGUCAAGUGUUUGCCCUGGAAUCAUGGUGGGAGGAUAGUCCUGAUGACCUUUUUUGUUUUUAUUUUUAUUUUUUGUUUUUGAGACAGAGUCUCGCUUUGUUGCCAAGGCUGGAGUGCAGUGGCGCGAUCUCAGCUCACUGCAGCCUCUGCCUCUUGUGUUCAAGUUCCCCUGCCUCAGCCUCCUCAAUAAUGGAUUACAGAUGCACACCACCAUGCCCGGGUAAUUUUUUGUAUUUUUUGUAGAGACGGGGUUUCACCCAGUUGGCCAGGCUGGUCUUGAACUCCUGACCUCAAGUGAUCCACCUGCCUCGACCUCCCAAAGUGCUGGGAUUACAGGCGUGAGCAACCACGCCCCGGCCCUGAUGGCCUUUCAAGGUCAUUCUUCUUUAAAUGUUUGUGAGCACCUCAGACAUGCCAGGAGGGGUACUGGAGGCAUUUACAGACAUCUUAUUUCUUCCUCUACUCAACCCUGCAAGGUGUAUCCCCAAUUUACAGGUGAGAAAACUGAGGCUCAGGUUAAAGUACAGAACCAGGGUUUGAGUGCUGGUGUCUGAUGGUCUGAUUCCGUAUAUGUGUCCUAUGACCCUGCACAGUCCUACACCUACCUGGGACAGGUCUGCUUUCCCUUAGGGGCUGUCAUAUGUCCUCUUGGUUUCUAGAAGCUCUGGUUCUGUCUCCUCCAUUUCUUCACAUCCAUGACCCAGAGCCCUGACCCUGUGCUUCUCCCCGUCAGGUGUGACCCGGGCUGGGAGGGGCUGCACUGUGAGCGCUGUGUGAGGAUGCCUGGCUGCCAGCACGGUACCUGCCACCAGCCAUGGCAGUGCAUCUGCCACAGUGGCUGGGCAGGCAAGUUCUGUGACAAAGAUGAACAUAUCUGUACCACGCAGUCCCCCUGCCAGAAUGGAGGCCAGUGCAUGUAUGACGGGGGCGGUGAGUACCAUUGUGUGUGCUUACCAGGCUUCCAUGGGCGUGACUGCGAGCGCAAGGCUGGACCCUGUGAACAGGCAGGCUCCCCAUGCCGCAAUGGCGGGCAGUGCCAGGACGACCAGGGCUUUGCUCUCAACUUCACGUGCCGCUGCUUGGUGGGCUUUGUGGGUGCCCGCUGUGAGGUAAAUGUGGAUGACUGCCUGAUGCGGCCUUGUGCUAACGGUGCCACCUGCCUUGACGGCAUAAACCGCUUCUCCUGCCUCUGUCCUGAGGGCUUUGCUGGACGCUUCUGCACCAUCAACCUGGAUGACUGUGCCAGCCGCCCAUGCCAGAGAGGGGCCCGCUGUCGGGACCGUGUCCACGACUUCGACUGCCUCUGCCCCAGUGGCUAUGGUGGCAAGACCUGUGAGCUUGUCUUACCUGUCCCAGACCCCCCAACCACAGUGGACACCCCUCUAGGGCCCACCUCAGCUGUAGUGGUACCUGCCACGGGGCCAGCCCCCCACAGCGCAGGGGCUGGUCUGCUGCGGAUCUCAGUGAAGGAGGUGGUGCGGAGGCAAGAGGCUGGGCUAGGUGAGCCUAGCUUGGUGGCCCUGGUGGUGUUUGGGGCCCUCACUGCUGCCCUGGUUCUGGCUACUGUGUUGCUGACCCUGAGGGCCUGGCGCCGGGGUGUCUGCCCCCCUGGACCCUGUUGCUACCCUGCCCCACACUAUGCUCCAGCGUGCCAGGACCAGGAGUGUCAGGUUAGCAUGCUGCCAGCAGGGCUCCCCCUGCCACGUGACUUGCCCCCUGAGCCUGGAAAGACCACAGCACUGUGAUGGAGGUGGGGGCUUUCUGGCCCCCUUCCUCACCUCUUCCACCCCUCAGACUGGAGUGGUCCGUUCUCACCACCCUUCAGCUUGGGUACACACACAGAGGAGACCUCAGCCUCACACCAGAAAUAUUAUUUUUUUAAUACACAGAAUGUAAGAUGGAAUUUUAUCAAAUAAAACUAUGAAAAUGCAA
Molecule: messenger RNA, 2730 nt
Organism: Homo sapiens (human)
Lineage: Eukaryota; Metazoa; Chordata; Mammalia; Primates; Hominidae
Gene: DLK2
Product: delta like non-canonical Notch ligand 2
Exons: 4
Coding region: 1494-2543 (349 amino acids)
Biological process (GO): regulation of fat cell differentiation; negative regulation of Notch signaling pathway
Cellular component (GO): membrane
Molecular function (GO): calcium ion binding; identical protein binding
Source: RefSeq, a predicted model, not a curated record